AUGGAGCCUGAUUCCUCUAAUUCAGAUGAUGAUAGUGACUCCGACCCUGACUACUAUCAGUAUGAAUCUGAAGAUUUACACAGUCCAAUGUCAUCUGAUUGUGAGGAUGAUUAUGAUAGUGAACAAGGUGUGUGGCCUCAGGGAAAUCCAACAGCACCAUUUGGCCAAGUUCAUCUGGAGCUUGGGAUGGAGUUUGCUACCAUGGAUGAGUUUAAGAGAUCUGUGAGGAAGUACAAUAUUCAAAUAGGAAGAAUCAUCAAGUUCAGUAGGGUUGAGCCAACCAAAUGUAAGGCGAUUUGUUGGGAUGAGAAUUGUCCCUGGAACAUUUACUGCUCUAGGUCAAACGAGCCGAGGAGUUAUCAGGUGAAGACAUUUGUGGAUCAGCACGUCUGUGCUAGAAGACAUAAUAAUAAACCUGCAGAUAGGGUGUGGGUUACUGAGAUGCUAGAAGAAAAAAUUAGAGACCAAAGGAAAAUCACUUGUGCGGAGGCCGAAACUUGGUUUAAAAAAGAGUUUAAUGUAGCAAUUAAUUAUAAGAAGAUCCAGAGAGCCAUGAAAAAGGCAAGGGAAAAUAUAGAAGGAUCGGAGAGAGAACAAUAUGCUGAGUUGAGGGACUAUCUUAACCAAAUACUACUGUCAAAUCCAGGCUCAACAGUGCACUUGGAUACCACCCCAAUGCCUAACUCGUUGCCCUUGUUCAAGAGAGUUUACAUUUCUUUUGAGGCAUGUAAGAAGGGUUUUGUCUUAGGGUGUAGACCUUUCAUUGGCCUUGAUGGCACAUUCUUAAAGGGCUUCUAUGGAGGACAGCUACUCACUGCAAUAGGUCAAGAUGCUAACAACCAGAUUUUUCCAAUUGCUUAUGCCGUGGUGGAUUCAGAAACUAGAGAUAACUGGAAAUGGUUCUUGGAGCAUUUACAUAAUGACUUGGGCAACUACAAGGGUUUGAUUCCGGCUAUGCAACAAGUUAUGCCUGGAGUUCAUCAUCGCUUCUGUGCUAUGCAUAUUUGGAAUAAUUUCACAAAGAGAUGGAAGGACAAACAACUCAAAGGGGCAGUGUGGGAGUGUUGCCGAGCCACUACAACUCAAGAAUUUGAUGCUGCAAUGUUGAGGCUGCAACGGAUCAAUACUGGAGCAUGGGAGUAUCUGAACAAGCUUGAUCCGAAGCAGUGGACAAAGGCUCACUUCAGUGAGUGGCCGAAGGUUGACAACGUUACUAACAACAACUGCGAGACAUUCAAUGGUAAGAUUGUGAAAUAUAGAGGUAAACCCAUCAUCACUAUGUUAGAGGAAGUAAGGACAUAUGUAAUGAGAAUCAUGGCUAGAAAUAAAAAAAAUCUAUCUGGAUAUAUUGGAACGGUUGCUCCAAGACAGUUAAGUAGGCUUGAGAGAGAGAAGGAGGAGAGCAACAAGUGGACUCCCACCUGGUCUGGAGACGAUGCUGAAGAUAUAUAUGAGGUUGAGAAGCAUCCAACUAAAGUAACUGUUGAUUUGGGUAACCAGAAAUGUACUUGCAGAUUCUGGCAGCUUACCGGCUUACCUUGUAGGCAUGCUUGUGCUGCACUCGCUCUUAGAGGUCGCAAGCCAGAGGAGCAAAUCCACAACUGGCUUGGAAUGCAUGCAUACAGCACAGCUUAUCAAAUGAAUAUUAAUCCUGUGCCAAGCAGAGAAUUCUGGGAUAAAGCUGAUGGCUACCCUCCUCUGCCUCCCCACUAUAAAAAGCCAAUUGGAAGGCCCACCAAAAAAAGAAGAAGAGAUAAGAAUGAACAAAGACCAAACUCCAACCCUCACAAACUUAAGAGAAAUUAUGGUGUAACUCUAUGUAAUUACUGUGGACAGUUCGGUCAUAACAGCAGGACUUGUCAACAAAAGAAGGAUGAUACUUUGGAUGAAGAAGUUGCUCUAGCAGCAGAGGCAGCAGCUGCAGCAGCAAAAUCACAAAACCAACAAGAACAGAACACUAGAGAGCCAACAUCAGAAGUUAAUGUUGCCCAGCCUCCAUCUAACAAUUCUGGUUCAAGUGUUAGGGUUCAGCCAAUGGUCAGCUCUGAGACAAUGAAUGCUGCAAGUCCUUCUUUGAGAGAAAGGUUCCAGCAAUUUAUGCCCACACCAGGCCUGACCCGACAACCCAUGAGUGGCCCAAGACCCUCACCACUAGCCCCUAGUUUGAAUGGCCCAAAUGCAAGUAGUCCAAGUGCAAAAUGUGGUCCAGCUGCUAAAAAUGUUCCAAGUGCAAAAGUGGUAAAAGGUGGCUCAGGUGCAAAGGGUGUAACCAGUUCACAACCAAUAGGUGGAAUCAGCAAGUAG
Arachis stenosperma is the source of this 2304-nucleotide messenger RNA. RefSeq lists its product as uncharacterized. Gene Ontology annotation, molecular function: nucleic acid binding; zinc ion binding. Lineage: Eukaryota; Viridiplantae; Streptophyta; Magnoliopsida; Fabales; Fabaceae. The transcript has 4 exons. The record is from RefSeq and is a predicted model, not a curated record. Bases 1 to 2304 code for a protein of 767 amino acids.